This is a messenger RNA of Gallus gallus (chicken), 2620 nucleotides long. RefSeq names its product ubiquitin like domain containing CTD phosphatase 1 (gene UBLCP1). Bases 625 to 1581 code for a protein of 318 amino acids. Lineage: Eukaryota; Metazoa; Chordata; Aves; Galliformes; Phasianidae. The transcript is spliced from 11 exons. Gene Ontology annotation, molecular function: protein binding; protein serine/threonine phosphatase activity. The record is from RefSeq and is a predicted model, not a curated record. Gene Ontology annotation, cellular component: nucleus. Gene Ontology annotation, biological process: protein dephosphorylation.
GGCGGGCUCCAGUUCCGCUUCCGGUGCGGCGGAUCGCGGGUCGGUGCCGGUUCCGUUGCCAGGGUGAGGGGCCGCAUCGCGCUGCCGCGGGUGGGACCGGGGCUUGCGGGCAACACCGCUGCGGCCUCGGUCGCCGUGGGGGCCGGAGCUGAAGUCUCCAUGCGCGGUAGCACGGAGCAUUCCCGUGCCGGUGGUGCGGGGGCCGCGCGCGGCGCUUCGGGGUGAACGCGUCUGUCCUGGCCCUGGAACGUCCGCGGCACACCGGGGCCUGCAGUGCCGCGGGGCCUCCGCUGUCGUCGUGUCACCUCCGGGACAGCUCGGACGGGACAGGACUCCAGGCGGGGACCCGCGGCCGUCCCUGAUUGCUCCGUUCCCGCUCCGUGCUGCAGCGUGUCUCUCCCCUCCCGCGGGUUGGGUUUGUCGUGCCCACGUUUUACGUUGCCGAGUGAAAUACCCAGGAACGUAGAGGUGUGCUGUCUCUCGCCCAGAUCUCCCAAGAAGAGCACUUUUUCUGCCCCUGUGCCCUUUUAACUGUAGGCUCUUGGUGGCCCGCGGGGCUCUGACAAUGUCAUCCAUCUGACGAUCAGAUUUUUCAGGAAAUAACACUGAACAUAUGCUUCAAGGAUGUCUCUUUCUCUUAUAAUAAAAUGGGGUGGACAGGAGUAUACGAUAACCUCACUAUCAGAAGAGGACACCGUGUUGGAUCUGAAGCAAUCUCUUAAAGGCCUUACUGGAGUGUUACCAGAGCGCCAAAAAUUACUUGGACUUAAAAUGAAAGGGAAACCUGCGGAUGAUGAUGUUAAGCUUGGAGCUCUCAAGUUAAAACCAAAUACUAAAAUCAUGAUGAUGGGCACUCGUGAAGAGAGUUUGGAAGACGUUCUUGGGCCACCUCCUGAUAACGAUGAUGUCAUCAAUGACUUUGAUAUUGAAGAGGAAGUUGUGGAAGUAGAAAACAGGGAAGAAAAUCUACUAAAAAUUUCUCGCAGAGUUAAAGAAUACAAAGUGGAAAUUCUGAAUCCUCCCAGGGAAGGAAAAAAGCUGCUGGUGCUAGACGUUGAUUAUACGCUAUUUGACCACAGAUCUUGUGCUGAAACUGGGGUAGAACUGAUGAGGCCAUACCUUCACGAGUUCCUGACAUCUGCAUAUGAGGAUUAUGAUAUUGUAAUUUGGUCUGCUACUAAUAUGAAGUGGAUUGAAGCAAAAAUGAAAGAGCUUGGUGUGAGCACUAAUGCAAACUACAAGAUAACCUUUAUGUUGGACAGUGCUGCCAUGAUAACAGUGCACACUCCUCGAAGAGGACUGAUAGAUGUGAAGCCUCUUGGUGUUAUCUGGGGAAAAUUUUCAGAAUAUUACAGCAAAAAGAACACUAUUAUGUUUGAUGAUAUUGGCCGAAACUUCCUAAUGAAUCCACAAAAUGGACUCAAGAUAAGGCCUUUUAUGAAAGCACAUUUAAAUCGGGAUAAAGACAAGGAGCUUCUAAAGCUCACUCAGUACCUCAAAGAAAUUGCAAAGUUAGAUGACUUCUUGGAGCUGAAUCAUAAACACUGGGAAAGGUAUCUUUCAAAGAAACAAGGACAAUAACAGUAACAAAAAUGUUUAGCACUGAAUCAAAGGGAACUGAACUCAGAUCAUUGGACUUUUCCUUGCUUAUACGCUAGAGUAUAAUAGUGCUGGACACUGGAUACAAUGCCAGAACGACUGCUAUACUUGGUCUUCCAGUUGGAUGGUUGUGGGUUAUUUUUAGUUGUUUUGUUUCAUGGUGGGUUUUUUGUUUGUUUGUUUUCUCCUAAAGAUCACAGCAAUAAGCUCAAAGUGGGAGAAACAAGUCAGUUACUAUUUCCUAACAUUCAGUUCUACAGUGUUACUACAAAUACUUUCCUCUCCUUUUCUGCUGAAUUACAACCAUAACCGUUAAAGACCAAAACCAUUCUGAAACUAGAAAAAAAGAAAUUAGACCAAAAAAGUUGAGUAAGGAGCCAAUUUUGACAGUGUAUGAAUUGUAUAAGCCCUCUAUUCCCUCCAUCUUUAGAAACAGUCUCCCUCACCCAGUCCUGUAUUUAAAUCUAUAAAUUACAAGUUGUCUAAGUUUGGUAUGUAUUAGUAUGUCAGUGUUUCUCUGUGCAAGACAGUAAGAUGGGAAGGUACCACCUCUGUGGCCAGUUUCUCCCAAUAUGUGAACUUGUACUAUAAAGCAGUGUUUACUGGAAAACAGAAGACUGAAAUUUGAGGGAGAUAAUCCCACUCCUGCCUGGUAACUGAAAAGCAGUCCGCCUGAAAAAUUCUCAUACAUCUGACAAAGGGUUUAGACCUCAGAUGGGAAAGUCGCAUCCCUAACAAAGCAUGAACUCAACCCUUGUUCUCUUCUAGCUCAGUCUUGUCAAAGUGCAAACACUGUGUUUAAAUACAAUAUCCAGCCAUACUGUUCUUAAAACGUCAUUUACUUGCGCUGCUUAUGCCUGCACUAUAGAAGUGUGAUGUGACUGCUGUUUGGCAUUACCAACACUUGUGCAUUACGCAGUUCAUGUAUUUGAAAGAAGUCUGACCCUUUCAAAUAAAAAUGGUAUAUAUUGUUCUUAAGGAACUAUAGCAGUUGUGUAAAUAAUAAAUACCUUUUUCAUAA